AUGUACAGCUCUAUAGCGCAGUACGACACGCUCUUCUCGUCUGAGGGACUCACUCUGCUCGCCCUGGAUGGGAUGUAUAGCGUCAAGGCCGCGCUGGCGUCCUACUCGCGGACCAGGUCACCUUUGCGCAUGGAGGACGCCGUCGACGAGCUGCACCGUCUCUCGGACCGAGGCAAGGACAAGGUUGCCAGGGAUGACCUGCUUGAGGCGUACGGCUGGCUCGGCGUGCCGUCGUCGGCCGUGGACGACCUGGACCGCAACUAUAAGAGGGAGUACGGCGUGAGUGUCAUGUCCAUGCCGGGUACCGGGUACACCUCCUCAACCUGCCAGGGUAGAAGCCGGAGCGGCCCCCUACCUGCCGAGGGACAGGAUGGCGGCAGCAAGACGGCGACUCGGCACAGCGAGCCCAUCGUCGUGGGAGCCGGCACGCCUGCAAAACCGGCACUCAAGCUGCGUACCAGCUUCGGUAACAGCCCGGAUUCUACUGCCAGGGCUGCCGGGGGGGAAGACGACGAACCACCGGAUUCGGUGGCCUUGGCCAUACAGCCGUCGUACCCCUUUUCCAUCGACGACGUUCUCUCAGCUGAUGCGUUGACCCCUGCGCCGGCGCUUGCGACACCGGGUGGCCACGAUACGCUCUCCCCGACUACGAGGGGCGAAUGGAGAAUUCUCAUGGUGGACGAUGCCUUCAAGAGUGGAAAGACGGCUCCGGUGGAGGCCUGGUGA
Molecule: messenger RNA, 726 nt
Organism: Geosmithia morbida
Lineage: Eukaryota; Fungi; Ascomycota; Sordariomycetes; Hypocreales; Bionectriaceae
Exons: 1
Coding region: 1-726 (241 amino acids)
Source: RefSeq, a predicted model, not a curated record